CGACGGGUCACACAGCAGUAACAGUAGUGUCAAGACCAACAAUGCACCAGAUUACGAAGACCUAUGUCGGCGCUCUUCUUUUGACACCACUGCUACUGCUGCUGCUGUCGAGCAAUUGCUGGCAGUUGCACAACCAUUGCCUGCUGAUGGCUUCCAACAACACUAUCAUUAUCACCACCAACACCGAGGAUCUCUACCCAAUCUCUACAUUCCCGGCAUGACCCAAUCCUCCUCAUCCUCAAUGUCGUCCUGGACUGACAAUGGCAAGAUCAGUAACCAUGCCAGUCAUUACCAUAGCAACGGUAGCAACAAGAAACGUCCCUCAUCAUCGCCUAAGCAACAGCGUACCAAACGUCGUCUUGUCAACGGUGGAGCUACCACCACCAAACCAGCCAAUCAUGCAGUGGCGUCAGCAGCAGCAACAGCGGCAGUGUUGGCGCGAAGCAAAUCUGUCGAUUUCACUGCUUUUGACAACAACAGUAAAGAAUGGUUUGCUGCUGUUGCUACUGCCAACGCUUCUCCUAGUGCCGACCAUAGCAGCCGAGACGACGCAGACGCUGAUAGUGGUCACAGCAGCCACAAUCGAAACCAGAAAGAGCUUAAUACCGAGCAACACGUAGAAGAAGCGUUUCCUGAAAUCAACGAUGUGGACUGGGACAUAGCACGACACAACCCGAGCGCUGUACCUAGACGCCAAAAGCUACGAUACGAUGGAGACGAGUAUACGCCCAAAUGGGUCCGCUAUACAGGACAAUUGAAAGAAGGGUAUUGCGAUAGUUGCAAACUGGGUAAAUGGCUACAGCUGAAAAACAGCGCAUACUGGUACCACAAGCAGUUCUUUCAUGGCAUCUCCUCUGUUUCUGGAAAACGAUUUCUGGAACCUCUUGAGCAACGUGCGGGUGAUCACGAUGUCGUUGAGGGUCUGUGCCAUCAGUGUCAACAGUUUGUGUCCAUCUGUAAUGCAAAGAGGAAAACGAGCGUUUUAUGGUAUCGUCACGCACACAAGGCAAGUAGCACCAAACCCGCCACAAUUGCGUACCAGUAGCAGUAUGAGUGCAAUACGACUAAUUUACCAUAACG
Molecule: messenger RNA, 1080 nt
Organism: Zychaea mexicana
Lineage: Eukaryota; Fungi; Mucoromycota; Mucoromycetes; Mucorales; Lichtheimiaceae
Exons: 1
Coding region: 218-1045 (275 amino acids)
Source: RefSeq, a predicted model, not a curated record